Syngnathoides biaculeatus (alligator pipefish) is the source of this 2450-nucleotide messenger RNA. RefSeq names its product Rho guanine nucleotide exchange factor (GEF) 25b (gene arhgef25b). Gene Ontology annotation, cellular component: plasma membrane; cytoplasm. Gene Ontology annotation, molecular function: guanyl-nucleotide exchange factor activity. The record is from RefSeq and is a predicted model, not a curated record. NCBI's taxonomy places the organism in Eukaryota, Metazoa, Chordata, Actinopteri, Syngnathiformes, Syngnathidae. The transcript has 18 exons. Bases 330 to 2237 code for a protein of 635 amino acids. Gene Ontology annotation, biological process: axon guidance.
AGAACAGAGUCGUCGGACAGGAUGCUUUCCGAGUCCCACCCCGAUGAAGACCCGUCCUCCUCGUCAGGGCCUUCGCCCAGGUGAGGGUCCUCUGCUGCCGUGGCCAUCUUCCAGCAGCAGAGUCAGACAAGGAGACGCUCCACAGAGGAGAGGAGUGAGGGUGAGCUCGAGAUGAAGGACGAGUUUUGAUACACAAGGAAGAGCAAGAGAUGAACAAUGAAGACUUUGGCGAAAGUACAAGGACGGACUCGACAAACUAAGGGAUACAUGGUGGACAAAACUUCAGCAAGGAGAAACUGGUGACGGGUGACAACAAUCAACACACAAAUAUGGAAUGCAAGUUGGCCAGCAGGUCCAAAGUGGCUGCAGGAUGCAUUGCGGAGUCGUAUUCUGUGGCGACCAUCGAUGGUACCAUUAACCCUGUGCCGGGCCUGGCGCCCCUCCAGGCCUCAGACAGCUCCAGCCCGGCUGGCAGAUCGCGGCACCCCGUCAGCGCCUUGAAGAAGUGGUUCACCGCUCCGGUCCGCAAGCUAAACUCCGACUCCAGAGGGGGAGGACGGGGGGUCCAGAAGCAGAUGUACAGGUCAGACGGCAGACAGCAGCCUUCGCUGCUUUCCCACAGCAGAGCUCAGCCGAGACCUUUGGACCUGCAUGAUCGUGACUACACAAUUCUCCCCUCUGCAGAUAUGGUGUGGAAUGAUGGCCCGUGGAGCUGCGAACCUUCGUCUACUCUGCAGCCUUCCCAACAGGAAGACAUAUUGAAAGUCCUGCGAGAAGGAGACGCGAAAAGUCUUAGCCACAAAUUCAGUGUCAACACUCUCCAAGGUGAGGACAACAGCUGCAAUGUGACAGAGGAUGCUGGAAGCCAGUGGUCUCUUGCAACAGAUAGCGAGGAAGAGAGGAACAUUUCCUUUGAGAAGAGCUUAUAUGUGCUGACAGAGCUGAUCGAGACUGAGAGGUUGUAUGUGGAAGAUCUUGGGCUCAUUGUGCAGGGCUACAUGGCGACUAUGGCCAAUCAGGGUGUUCCAGAAGACCUCAAAGGGAAAGACAGGAUUGUGUUUGGAAACAUUCAUCAGAUAUAUGACUGGCAUAAGAGUUAUUUCCUGGGCGAGCUGGAGAAAUGCGUGGCUGAUCCGGACUCCUUGGCGCAGCUCUUCAUCAAGCAUGAACGUCGUCUUCACAUGUACGUGGUCUAUUGUCAGAACAAGCCCAAAUCAGAGCACGUUGUCUCUGAGUACAUUGAGACCUUCUUUGAGGAUCUCAGGCAGCAGUUGGGUCACAGGCUGCAACUCAAUGACCUGCUGAUCAAACCUGUCCAACGGAUCAUGAAGUAUCAGCUUCUGCUGAAGGACUUCCUAAAGUAUUACAGCAAAGCAGGACGGGAUGUAGUGCAACUCCAGAGGGCGGUGGAGGUGAUGUGUUUUGUGCCUAAACGAUGCAACGACAUGAUGAACGUGGGCAGGCUGCAAGGCUUUGAGGGGAAAAUCACGGCUCAGGGGAAGCUCCUCCAGCAGGACACCUUCUCUGUGAGCGAGCAGGAGGGCUGCUGCCUGUCCAGACCCAAGGAGAGGAGGGUCUUCCUCUUUGAGCAGCUGGUCAUCUUUAGCGAGCCAAUCGACAAGAAAAAGGGCUUUUCUUUACCAGGCUAUAAUUUCAAAAACAGCAUCAAAGUCAGCUGCUUAGGCGUGGAGCAGAAUUCCAGCGAGGGCCCGAGCUCUCUCGUCCUGACGUCUCGCGGGACAAACGGCACCGUGACCCGAUUUAUUAUGCACGCGUCCGCUCCGGAAAUACAACAAGCUUGGCUCGGUGACGUGGUGCAGAUUUUAGAGACUCAAAGGAACUUUCUCAAUGCCCUUCAGUCUCCUAUUGAGUACCAGCGAAGGGAGAGCAAAUCACACAGCCUGGGCCGGAACAUGAAGUCUCCAGGUGGCCUGCAGCCGUACUCGUCGGCGUCCAUGGACCGCCACCGACAGCUCGGCCUGCUGUCUUACAACGCCUCCCUCCCGUCACUGCAUCUGCCCCACCACAGCCCAGCUGCAAAAGCAGUUUCUCAUCCGUGUGCCGUGACGGAUCAAGCGGGCCACCUUCGGCUCUCGUCACAGCCACAGCUCGCCCUGAGUCCAAAAGCCGCAGGAAGCCACGAGAUGACAAUUUCUCUACAGCCCUGCAGCCAGGACAGCAUGCAGGUUGUGUGCGCCGCUUUCAAGUCGACCACUUUUCAUGACGGUGAAACUUGAACGCGACAUCCAAAAACGCCCGAGUCCUGGCAGCUUCUGAGGACUUUUGGAUGGAGCGCAUGUCGAGAGCGCAAUUCAAAGCUCCAUCUUUGUCACGUCUCGUGCUAGAGUACCUUUUGAAUGGCAUUCCAAGUCAAUCCAAUUUCCUGUACACAUGGCUGCACACAUGGGCCGUUUGGAUGAGAACUGGUAUUAAAGCGCGGCAGAUUUCCA